This is a messenger RNA of Neolamprologus brichardi, 1381 nucleotides long. NCBI's taxonomy places the organism in Eukaryota, Metazoa, Chordata, Actinopteri, Cichliformes, Cichlidae. The record is from RefSeq and is a predicted model, not a curated record.
UUAACUGAAAGCAUCAACAUUGAUGAAAAGGCUCAUUUAGGCAAAGCACUGGUUGCCUUUGUUUACCAAACACACUUUAUUGUGUUGACUUCCCCACGUCUGCGCUGCAGUUACAUAACUACACUCAACAGUUAUUGUCAGUAACAUCUGUGACCUUCACACCCAGGAAUGACUUGUGUUUAUGGCAGAUAUGGUGGACUUCACCGAUGAGGAGGGGUACGGCCGAUACCUCGACCUGCACGACUGCUACCUGAAGUACAUCAACUUAAAGGGAGCUGAGAAGCUGGAGUACAUCACUUACCUGUCUUCAUUUGACCAGCUGUUCGACAUUCCCAAGGACAGGAAAAACGCUGAAUACAAAAAGUAUCUGGAGAUGCUGCUGGAGUACCUGCAGGACUACACCGACCGCGUCAAACCGCUGCUCGACCAGAACGACCUUUACGGCAAAGUGCUGUCAGAGUUUGAGAAGAAGUGGGAGAACGGGACCUUUCCAGGCUGGCCUAAAGAGACGAGCAGCGCUUUGACACAUGCAGGUGCUCAUCUGGACCUCUCUGCUUUCUCCUCCUGGGAGGAGUUGGCCUCUCUGGGUCUGGACAGGUUGAAGUCGGCACUCAUGGCUUUGGGACUGAAAUGUGGAGGUAUACUCUUAAUGAUUUCUACCGUCAUCCACAGAGACACGGAGCGCAACAAGGAAAUCGCCUUCCUGGAAGCUCAAGUAUACGAGUACGUGGAGAUCCUCGGGGAGCAAAGGCAGCUGACUCACGAGAACGUGCAAAGGAAGCAGGCCAGGACCGGAGAGGAGCGUGAGGAGGAGGAGGAAGAGCAGGUCAGCGAGAGCGAGAGCGAAGACGAAGACAACGAGAUCAUCUACAACCCCAAGAACCUGCCGCUGGGCUGGGACGGCAAGCCGAUCCCGUACUGGCUCUACAAGCUGCACGGGCUGAACAUCAACUACAACUGUGAGAUCUGUGGGAACUACACCUACAGAGGACCCAAGGCCUUCCAGAGGCACUUUGCAGAGUGGAGACACGCCCACGGGAUGCGCUGCCUGGGAAUCCCCAACACCGCUCACUUUGCCAACGUCACACAGAUCGAGGACGCCGUGUCUCUGUGGGCGAAGCUCAAGUCCCAGAAAGCGUCAGAGCGGUGGCAGCCCGACACAGAGGAGGAGUACGAGGACUCCAGCGGAAACGUGGUCAACAAGAAGACCUACGAGGAUCUGAAGAGACAGGGCUUGUUGUAAACUCUGGUUUUAUCCUGUUUCUUCUUUGUAAGCUGCAGCGUUUUAACAGCAUCACCAACUUUUCUCUUUUGCUUUUCAUAACUUUGUAAUGUGGCGACCGUUUAUGAUCAUAAUAAAGUAGAAACCUUUGUCAGCACG